Messenger RNA from Haliotis rufescens (red abalone), 2394 nucleotides. RefSeq lists its product as uncharacterized. NCBI's taxonomy places the organism in Eukaryota, Metazoa, Mollusca, Gastropoda, Lepetellida, Haliotidae. The transcript has 4 exons. The record is from RefSeq and is a predicted model, not a curated record. The coding region runs from base 38 to 1174 and encodes 378 amino acids.
CACCUUGCACUUCCUAGAAGUCACGUGAUUUUCCAAAAUGGCAGUCUUGAGGUGGAUAUACAGAAGGAGAAAAGUGUUCUUCUUCAUUUUUUGUGCAUCUUCAUUUUGGAUUGCAUAUUUGUACUUGUCGCUUCCAUCACCAAAAGAUAAACGUGCCAAGGAUUAUAUCAACUACGGCCCAGUUGGAAGCGUUGUCUCUUACCAGAAGGUCAAGGCCGCUGAACCACCACCCAUCAGGGUUUAUACUCCUGCCAGACAUGAAGUCAUUCAAAAACCAAAUCUGGUUUUGGAUCCGCCGCCACAGCUUCCACGGAAUCAGAGUGAUAUUAUUAAUAGAACAGCUCUUUUUACCCAACUUGUGAAUAAAGAAAAUGUAACGUUAAAAAAAGAUGGCAUGUUCAAAGACUGGAUGAACAUUGGUAAUGUUGGGGCUCACAUCAAGAACAAGACUUAUGAAAUGGGCGCCCGAUUUAAAAAUAAGACAUACGAAGUCGCGGAGUCAGUGAAGAAUAAGACUUUACAACACUUGGCAGUUUUUGGCAUGGGUAAGGAUCAUAAUCUUGUGAGAUAUAUAUUCGAACCCCAUCGCUGGAACCUGACUGUGUCUUUCGAAGACAUUGGAAAUAUCAUGAAAGAUACAGAGUUCUUGAACAAGCUCCAUCCUUUGGACUUGUCAGCGCCAGUUUUGUCAAGUUCCAAGAACAGGACUGCCAACUAUACAUAUAACAUGCCAUUUCAUGUAGGCUUCUGUGACUGUUACGAACACCAUUGUGUUUGUUGUGCCAGGAUAGCCAAUAAGAGACUUCAUCUCAACUCAACAACGUGUACUAACUUCACAUUUGUUUCUAAAUCACAGGAAAUAGUCUUGGAAGUUUUAUUGGACUCGAAGCCGAUCUACAAAAAUGUUGUGUCAGCUGAGUUACCUCCCCUUGUGUGCUUGGGGACGUAUCCAAAGGUUGUAGACAUCUGCAUCCACUUCUUCAACCUGACGUUCAAAGUGAACUUCCAUCAUGAACAUAAGACGCAGCUACUGGGCUGCACGGACUUCAGCCUCAAUCUUUAUAACAAGACGAUCGGAUCUUUCCCGGUCGACUGUUUCCAGAUUCCUGGAGAUCCCAACCACAAACACAAGGACAGCUUGAAUCUCUUUAACUUCCCCAACUGGAUGCCAUAGUUACCAUCGUUACCAUCGUUACCAUAGUUACUUGGUACAUUUGUAGAUUAUAUCAUAUGGUUAAAGCAAGGAGUUCAAUAACCUGCAUAGGAAACACUACAGUUUUCCUGAACGUAUUGUAAUCCGAACCCCAUGUUAUCAGUAUCCCGCUAGAUUGAUGCCAAUGACAGGUGCCAAACUUACGGCGCAUGUACAAUAGAGCUUACCUUUAACUUCCCUGGUGACCAAAACAUCCGGCCUCUAAUUAAUUCGGUAAUUAAAUUACAUUAUAUGAAUUAUGAACAUGAAUAAUGUUUGUGAAAAAAUAAUAUACUCUGAGUCAUCAUUUUUCCCCUACUCCUACUUGUGUCCAAAUUAUUAACUCGGAUAAAAUGCACCAUAUUUUUGUUUACUUCUUCUUUUCUAGUUUGUACAGUCUGGGGGAUGCAAGUUUUGGAGAAAAAUAAGAAUUUUGGGGGUAUUAUGGGCAGUUACGAGAAAAUACACAAGGUAAUCUUAAUCCCUGGAUAUAAAACAAUGCCUAUCAGAACAAAAAAUACAAUUUAAACAGUAAAUCAACAUGUCUGGUGAUUUUUUAUCUCAAAUUUCGAAUUUGUACUGACCAAGUUUCUCAUCACCCGUUCGUUUGCCGGACUUCGCUAAAGGGGUACGCUUGGUAUUCAGUUUUUUUCCCUUCAAAAUAGUGAAUCAGCUAGAGGGGGGUGCGCAUUAUACAUGGGUACGCACUAUACUCAAGAAAAUACAAUAAAAACUACAUCAUAUCCCUUCGGGUAGACGAACACGUGAUAACAAACUUGAAAUUUGUGAUAAAACAUCACAACACAUGAUUAUUUACCAUUUAUAUUGUAUUUCCUGUUCUGCUGGGCAGUGCAGUGUUUUAUAUGCAGUGGUUAAAAUUAAUGUGUGUAUCUUCUUGUAAUCAAAGCCAGAAAUAGCAGUCAGCUGUAUUCACUUUUUCUCCCCCAUCUCCCGUUGAUUCAGAUAAAAUGGGAAUGUACCUGCAGAGUUGGAUGAACAUUCUGCAGUAGUGUGGCGGAGUUGACCAGAGGCUUUCAGUGGCGUUUCCUGUCCAGGUUAUUUAGUCGAUGGUUAAAGGUAGCCAUUGCGAGGUUCUUCCAAGUGCUGGUGGGUGCAUGGGUGGCCCAGUUGUCUAAGGCACCGCGUUUCGCUGUGCAGAGUUGUGUCCCUUAGGCAUGCCAGAAACCUAUGAUUGUGGGUUC